Adineta ricciae is the source of this 726-nucleotide messenger RNA. The record is from the annotation of a GenBank genome assembly. Lineage: Eukaryota; Metazoa; Rotifera; Eurotatoria; Adinetida; Adinetidae.
AUGUGCACAGAAAAUUUCCGUUUCUACAUCAAAGCGGCUACUGCACUUAAUAUCCAAGCAAAGAUUAUUUUUGAUGAAUUGUAUUCUGUCUAUGGUGAUCAAGCUCCUUCUUUCAGAACAACGAAGAGAUGGUCCAAGCUGUUUCGUGAAGGUCGAGAAGAACUUAAAGAUGAACCGCGAUCCGGUAGACCAGCCACUGAAACAACACCUGAAAAUAUCGAACAGAUUCGCCUUCUUGUCAACGAUGAUCCUUAUCUUACAAUCGAAGAACUGCAAGAGCAAACCAAUUUAAGCAAUGGUACGAUUCAUCGAAUCCUCACAACUCACUUGAACGUCAGAAAGGUCACUGCACGGUAUGUACCAAAAGAUCCCACCGAUGCGCAGCGAGCAGAACGAGUUCGAAUAUGUGAAGAAAACUUACAAAAAGUUCAGCAGGAAACAUGGCGUUUAUGUGAUAUCAUGACUGGCGACGAGUCAAGAGGAGAUCCUCCACCAACUGUAGCUCGACAAAGCAGGUAUGCGCCAAGGACCUUAUUAGCCAUCUUUUUCCAAUCGAAUGGUCCUCUACUCAUUCAUCGUUUGGAACGAGGGCAAACUACCGAUCACGAAUACUACAUCGACAACCGUUUACGUCCUGUCGUCGAUGAAAUUAAGCGCCAAAGACCUUCAUACGGAACUCGUGGCAUGAAAAUUCAUCAUGAUAAUGAAGAACCACAUGUUCAUUAA